GAAAGGUGGACCCGGCACGGGCUAUAGUAAACAUUAUGGGGGCACAUCGUGUGCUGUAGUUAAAGCUCAGAAAAUAGCAAAUGAAAAGGGGGUCUCUAUUGGAGAUUGUAUGUAUGAUGCCUACUUGGCACUACACUUUAAGAAUGGAAAAUAUACAACUAAGGAGGCCGAAGAGAUAGAUGCCAAGGUAAAAGAGAUUGCGGCUGCACAAGGUGAGGGAGCAAAUCUAAAUGAUAUAUAUGUCAAUCAAGUCAUGGGAGGCUGCCUUGACAAGAAGAAGCGGAUGCUUGGAACGGGAGUCCUUGGACCAAUGCUCUUAGGGAGUAAGUCUGUGGCUGCUUCAACUAGCAAUCAACAGGAUGCCAAGUGGAAAAGUGAGAUGCAACAAAAUCUCAAUGAAGAGUGUGAGCGUAGAAUGAAGUUGGAAGAGGACGUGAGCAGGAUGCAGAAGGUGGUGGAUCUGUUGGUGAGCCAACAGUCCCACCAGUCCCACCAGUCAAGUUACUCUGCUGCCCGACCUGAUGAAGAAUAUUCUACCUGAUGCUAGAAGCGGAGCUUCAGGAGGUGGCUCAAAGAUUUGGAGAGAGACGAAGUUUAUUACACUUGGAAGGAACAAGAUUGUAAACGGUCCCACAACUAUUUUGCAGACUUGAGAAGCUACAUGCUCGGCUAUUUUGUUAUUAACUAAGUUUUAGAAUUGCACUAAUGAUCAAUAUAAUUAAUCGCUGAUGUUAUGAGUAAUAUGAG
Messenger RNA from Salvia hispanica, 747 nucleotides. Lineage: Eukaryota; Viridiplantae; Streptophyta; Magnoliopsida; Lamiales; Lamiaceae. The record is from RefSeq and is a predicted model, not a curated record.